AUGGAUAUCUCGAGUCUUUUAUUGACCGAGUCAGAAGAACAAUCGGUAAAUUUGACAUCGUCUUGGAAUUUUGAAACAACUCCAGAAAUCCCGCAAUUACCUGCCGAUAUUAUUUAUCAAAUCUUGCGAAACUUUCAAUAUUGUCGUUCAUCUCUUUGCAAAUUCCUUCAAAUAAACCAAACGUGGUGUCAUAUUUCAUUGAUUUUUCUAUGGAAUUGUCCUUUUAGUGUAUCUUUGAAAGCAAAAAAUUCCGUUCUUUUAAUUCGAACUUUGCUUUCUUUUCUUUCUGAACAGGAAAAAUCCGAACUAAAACUCAAUUUAACAUGUUAUGAAUCAAAUAUUUCUAAAAACUCAACAUAUAAUUAUCUGGACUAUAUUCGUGUUUUUGAUUUGAAACAUUUUAGAUUAUCAAUUUUACAUUGGAUAUCUUAUUUACGAAAUAAUAAUGAUGAUGAUUUCUUUUCUGAUUCAUUAAUUGUGGAAUUGAAUAAAAUUUAUAAAGAUAUACCUAUUAAUUAUUCUACCGUUAACUUAGCAAGUGAAAUAAUUUCUAAUAUGUUAUUCAGAAAAUGUGGUAAUAAUGGAUUACAACAUUUAGUUAUUGAAUAUGAUGAUAUAAUUACUUCAAAUUAUGUUAUUAGUAAAAAUAUAAUAUAUCUUAAUAAUGACUUACCAAAAUUAGUAAAUUUUGAUUUUCAUUAUAAAUUGGAAGGAAAUUUUGAUAAAAAUUUACUUAUUGAUAGGAUCGUAGAAAUGUUUGAAAUUAUGACGAAAUCUGUAAAGAAUUUAAGAUGGUUAGAAGCAAAUAUUGAACAUGAAGAACAUCGAUUACCAAAAAUUGGAAAAGCUUUAGUGGAAUUUAUAGAAGAACAAAACAAUUUAGAAGUAUUGGGAAUCAAUGAAUUUUGGAUGUAUGAAGAAUCUGAAAUUUAUAGAAGAAUUUGUAAAAGUCAACAAAAAAGUUUAAAACAUGUUAGAUUUUACGGAAUGUGUAAUUUUAAAGAAUUGAUAAAAGGAUUAAGUGAAUGCAAGAAUUUAAUUACAUUGGAAUUAUUAAGAAUAUCUAAAUAUGAUUCCAACAUUAUACCUAUGAAUGAUGAAUUGGAAAGUAAAGGAUUAAGUAUAAAGAAUUUUUAUACAUGUGAAGUUAUUUCUUUUGAUGCUCCUGAAAUAACAAAUUAUUUUAUUCAAAUAAUCAAUAUGUCAAAUAAGAAUUUAAAAACCCUAACCUUAACUCAUGUAACUCCUGAUAUCAUUAAAACACUUGUAAAAUUUUGUCCUAAUAUUACACAUUUAUCCAUAUACUUUACAUUUUAUUUUGAUUUAAUUCCUGAUUUACUUUCAGUUUUACUUACUUCUUUACCACUUGAACAAUUCUUAUUAAAAAUAGAUAACGAAAAUUCGGAAUCAACUAUUUAUACACAAGAUUAUUGGAACAAAAUUGCAAAAUCCAUUCCAGAUUCUGUAAUUCAUCUGGGAAUUGAUUUUAAAAUUGAAAAAAACAUGUUGGAUAUGUUUCUAAAAGAAUGUAAAGCUCAAUUAAAGAAAAUUUCAUUAUUUCAAAGAUAUAUGUUAAAUAGGCAUUAUUUACAAGUUGUAGUUCAAUAUGCAAAGAAAAACAAUAAUUUAUUGAAAGAAUUGGGAUUUUUAUGGGAUCCAAAAGAUUUUGGAUUUAUAUCACAUUCUAACCUAGAAGAUGCAAAAAAGUUUAUUAAAAUUAUUGGUAAAGUUGAACCUUUUAACAAGCCAUUUUACGAUAUAAAGUUGAACAUCCCACAUAAAAAGGAUCAUUUAUUGUCAUCAUUUUUGUCCUGUAAGAAGGGUUAA
Molecule: messenger RNA, 1827 nt
Organism: Rhizophagus irregularis DAOM 181602=DAOM 197198
Lineage: Eukaryota; Fungi; Glomeromycota; Glomeromycetes; Glomerales; Glomeraceae
Source: RefSeq, a predicted model, not a curated record